Molecule: messenger RNA, 2735 nt
Organism: Mytilus californianus (California mussel)
Lineage: Eukaryota; Metazoa; Mollusca; Bivalvia; Mytilida; Mytilidae
Product: sodium-dependent proline transporter-like
Exons: 15
Coding region: 30-1994 (654 amino acids)
Biological process (GO): sodium ion transmembrane transport
Cellular component (GO): membrane
Molecular function (GO): L-proline transmembrane transporter activity
Source: RefSeq, a predicted model, not a curated record
AACAGGAUUUACUGUUUCAUUUUCUCAAUAUGCAAAAGGACAAGGAGAUUAUAGAGCGUGGUAACUGGACUGGACGACUAGACUUCAUAUUGUCCUGUAUAGGGUAUUGUGUUGGAUUGGGUAAUGUUUGGAGAUUUCCAUACCUGUGUUUUAGAAAUGGUGGUGGUGCUUUCCUUAUCCCGUAUUCCAUUAUGCUGUUUAUAGCAGGAAUUCCUCUGUUCUUCUUAGAAUUGUCACUCGGACAGUUUGCAUCGCAAGGCUGCAUUACGGUGUGGGCUGUAAAUCCAAUGUUUAUGGGAGUUGGAUGGGCUAUGGUUAUGAUCAGUGCUAUAGUAUCAGCAUACUAUAACAUUAUUAUCAUGUACUCAGUAUAUUACAUGAUGGCAUCUUUUGUGUCCUUGGAUACACAGUUACCAUGGCAUGAAUGUGAUCCUAAAUGGGCAUCGGAACUUUGUCGAUCUGAUCCAUAUCCGGAUUUUAAAACCAUGACAAAUGAAUCAUUAAUUCAACACGAAGCUAUGAGACUUAAAGAUAAACCUUGCCUACGAGGAUUGUUACCAAACAUAUCUUCGGCAGUUGGUUUCAAUGUGACAAUGAUAGAGGACAUACCUAAUAAUUUCUUAGUUAACAACACCACAAGCUGUGACUUGAAAUUAAAAGUUCCUAGUGACGAAUACUGGACGCGAUAUGUGUUACGAUUGCAUGAAGCUGAAGGUUUUGGUGAUAUGGGUGGUCUCAGUUUGAAACUGACAUUAUGCCUACUUUUGGCAUGGGUUGUUAUUUUCUUCUGUCUGAUGAAAGGAAUAAAAUCCUCUGGAAAGGUCGUAUAUUUCACAGCCACAUUCCCAUACAUAAUAUUGAUUGCAUUGCUAAUCAGAGGGCUCACCUUAGAUGGAUAUGAGAAAGGUAUUACAUUCUACAUGACAGCUGACUUUGAAAGGCUCAAAGAACCGAAGGUAUGGGGAGAUGCUGCCACACAGAUAUUUUAUUCACUAGGUCCGGCUUGGGGUGGACUUAUGACGAUGGCCAGCUACAACAAGUUUAAAAAUAAUACCGUCAGGGAUACAUUUAUUGUCGCGCUAACUAACUGUGCAACAAGCGUAUUUGCUGGGUUUGCAGUAUUUUCUCUCCUUGGAUUCAUGGCUACACAACUUAACAGAGAAGUUCAAGAUGUUGUUGAUGCAGGUCCAGGCUUAGCAUUUAUUGCAUACCCGGAAGGAAUAGCUAGAAUGCCUUUUGCUCCACAACUCUGGGCAUUUUUGUUUUUCUUCAUGCUUUUUACACUGGGACUCGAUAGUCAGUUUGCUAUGAUGGAGACAGUUAUAAGUGGCUUUGUUGAUACCUUUCCAUCCUUUCUGAGACCAAAGAAGGAAUUGUUUACUUUAUUCUGUUGUACAAUUGGAUUUCUAGCAGGACUGCCACAAGUAACAAAGGGUGGAAUUUACUUAUUAACGUUGGUUGAUUGGUAUGCUGGGAGUUACAAUCUUAUGAUUGUAAGUAUAGCUGAGAUCGUCGGUGUCUGUUAUAUCUAUGGAGUAAAUAACUUUAGAAAAGACAUUGAGAUGAUGUUAGGAAAACAAAAUGUAAUUCUUAUGAGUUAUUGGUUUUGUACCUGGAUGUUUGUUACACCUGUUGCGAUUACAUUCAUCGUAUUCAUGUCAGCCCUAAGUUAUACUCCAGCUGGUUACGGAGAUUACGAAUUCCCAGGUUAUGCACAGGCUCUAGGAUGGUUAAUGUCGUUGUCUCCAGUAGCUAUUAUUAUAGUAAUAAUGAUCGCACAGAUAAUACGGAAAGGGUUUCCAGCAGUAGUGAAAAGUGAGCCCAAUUGGGGUCCAGCUUUAGAUGAAGACAGAGCUUUAGAUCCCAUUAGAUAUAAACCCAUACGGCGUGGACGAUACCAACCAAAUAACGAUAUUCAAGACAUUAACGGCCACACAAAUAUUGCCUUUAUUGGUGAUGAAAAAAUUAAAUACAUACCACAUGAGACAAACUAAUUUGAAUAAUACAUCCUGGAUCAAAAUUGUCGUUUCAAUAAUGGAAACAUACAGGAUAAGAUAACUUUAUAUAAAAAAAAUAUCUUAAUGAACUAAGUUUUUAUAUACCGAUAAUAUGCUUUUAGUAUAACAGUAUGCAUAUAUGCUUAAAACUAUUAAUGUAAUAUCAUAAUAAAAACUCCUCAACCAUGGACUCGGUCGCGAAAAAGUUGUAUAAUUUUACGGAUAAUUGCUUAACCGUUAUCAAGUGUAUUGGCACUCUUCUUACAGAAUUGACUAGCUGUCAACAUCUAGGGCUUUGGUAUAUACAUAAUGUGAACAAGACAAUACCUUUAUACAUUAUGUAAUUGCACUAACUCCUAAGUUGCAAACUCCAUCGGGCAACGAUGACUUUAAACACUUGUGAUAAGUCCGCUUCUCAAUAUUUUAGUAAUUUUGCACCGUAAAUUUUCUCGAUCGAGUGUACCUGAUAAAGGUUAAUCCAGAAAUACAAAUGUACAUGUUCUAAGAAUCGGAAUCAGUAGCAUUCAUUUGUAUUAAAACAUUUCAACUGAAAGGAAUUCGACAUGAAUAAUAUUUACAGAAUAUCCGUGCUAAUUUGGAAGAUUAUUAGUUCUAUCCAUUGUUUUUAAAUAUUUUAAAUGCAUACCCUAAUUAAAUUGAGUCACGUGAAAAUAAUGUUUUAUUCGUUUCUAUCAAGUACGAAAGUUUUUUUUCUUAUUUAUCAAAUAAACUUACGCA